AGGGGUGGGGGGGCUUCCAGGGCUUGCCACGACCCGGCCCAACUGUGUGAUGACGCGGCGUUUUCUUUCUGCGGGCCCUCGGCCUUUGCCAGGCUAUAAAAGCGGCGGCGCCGUGUCAAACGUGAACGACGCCGGCGAGACCGCUCCGACGCCACACGCAGCGCCCCGCCCCGCUCGCCAUGUCUCAGACCGCCAAGUCCGCUUCCAGCCAAGGCGCCGACGCCAAGAACAAGGGAGGUGGACCCGCCGCCUCCAGCAAGGUCUCCAAAACCGCCGGGCCCAGCCAGGGAACCUUCAAAUUGACGCUGUUUGACCAGGAGAACUUCCAGGGCCGCUCGCUGGAGCUUCAGAGCGAGUGCUUGAACAUUUGCGAGCGAGGCCUGGAGCGAGUGCGCAGCAUCAUCGUGGACAGCGGCCCGUAAGAGCCGCACAUCUGCCGACGUUACCUUUCUCCGCUCA
Messenger RNA from Syngnathus typhle (broad-nosed pipefish), 459 nucleotides. Its product is annotated as beta-crystallin B1-like. The coding region runs from base 180 to 422 and encodes 80 amino acids. NCBI's taxonomy places the organism in Eukaryota, Metazoa, Chordata, Actinopteri, Syngnathiformes, Syngnathidae. The transcript is spliced from 3 exons. The record is from RefSeq and is a predicted model, not a curated record.